CAUGGACAAGGCCUGCUGCCAGAGCCUGAGCUAGGACCACCUCCCAAGGACCGCCCAGGCCCCCUCUGCUCUGACCCUUCUGCUGGCAAGUCUGGGCAUCCGCAAGCGCCAGAAGGAGGGAGCUCUCAGCCAGGCAAAACCAACACCGCCGUCACCAUGACAACCACUCACCAGCCUCAGGACAGGUACAAAGCCGUCUGGCUUAUCUUCUUCAUGCUGGGUCUGGGGACGCUACUCCCAUGGAAUUUUUUCAUGACAGCCACUAGGUAUUUCACAAACCGCCUGGACGAGUCCCAGAACGUGUCCUUGGUCACUGUCGAGCUGAGCAAGGACAUCCAGCCCUCAGCCACCCCCACAGUGCCCUCCCCAGAGCGGAACUUGCUCAGUGCUGUCUUCAACAAUGUCAUGACGUUAUGUGCCAUGCUGCCCCUGCUGUUCUUCACCUGCCUUAACUCUUUCCUGCAUCAGAGGAUCCCCCAGUCUGUUCGGAUCCUGGGCAGCCUGGUAGCCAUCCUGUUGGUGUUCUUGAUCACUGCUGUCCUGGUGAAGGUGCAGCUGGCCGCCCUACCCUUCUUCGUCAUCACCAUGGUCAAGAUCGUUCUCAUCAACUCGUUCGGUGCCAUCCUGCAAGGUAGCCUGUUUGGUCUGGCCGGCCUCCUGCCCACCAGCUACACUGCCCCCAUCAUGAGUGGCCAGGGCCUGGCAGGUAUCUUCGCCUCAGUGGCCAUGAUCUGUGCCAUUGCCAGUGGCUCAGAGCUGUCAGAAAGUGCCUUCGGCUACUUUAUUAUCGCCUGUGGGGUUAUUGUUUUAGCCAUCAUCUGUUACCUGGCCCUGCCCCGCCUGGAGUUCUACCGCUACUACCAGCAGUUCAAGCUUGAAGGGCCUGGGGAGCAGGAGACCAAGUUGGACCUCAUUAGUAAAGGAGAGGAGACAGGAGCAAACAAAGAGGAGUCCAGAGUUGCAGCCCCCAGCUCUCAGCCCACCAACAGAGGCCACUCGAUCCGAGCCAUCCUCAGAAACAUCUUAGUCCCGGCUCUCUCUGUCUGCUUCAUCUUCACGGUCACCAUUGGGGUGUUUCCCGCCGUGACUGCUGAGGUCCGGUCCAGCAUCGCGGGCACCAGUGCCUGGGGAGACUACUUCAUUCCCGUGUCUUGUUUCUUGACUUUCAAUGUCUUCGACUGGCUGGGCCGGAGCCUCACAGCUGUAUUUACAUGGCCUGGGAAGGACAGCCACUGGCUGCCAAGCCUGGUGCUGGCCCGGAUGUUGUUUGUGCCCCUGCUGUUGCUAUGUAACGUCCAGCCCCGCCGCCACCUGGCUGUGGUCUUUGAGCACGACGCCUGGUUCAUCGUCUUCAUGGCUGCCUUCGCCUUCUCCAACGGCUACCUCGCCAGUCUCUGCAUGUGCUUCGGGCCCAAGAAAGUGAAGCCGGCUGAGGCAGAGACAGCUGGAGCCAUCAUGGCCUUCUUUCUGUCUCUGGGCCUGGCACUGGGGGCUGUCUUCUCCUUCCUGUGCCGGUCCGUCGUGUAACCGUGGACGGAUGGAAGGGCUGCCCUGACCACCUGCUCCCGCGCCCUUUCUUCUCCUUCAGGGAUGGGCCGGGGUGGUCUGGAGGUUUUCUCUUUUCGCCAGCUUCUGCUUUCUCACGCCUGUUCUGGGCCUGGGUGUCCAGGCCCCGAGGAGGGAGCGUCUACGGACGGACAGUGGGGACAUUGUGAGCCUGAGGGUCAGAAUCAGGGGGGGGCACACGGGCUCUGCAUCCGCUCAAGGCCCCUUCAGCCACCGCCCCCACACACGCUUGGCUCCGACUGAUCCCUGCUGGAGCAGGGCAGCAGA
Messenger RNA from Odobenus rosmarus divergens (Pacific walrus), 1833 nucleotides. It is a transcript of the gene SLC29A1, whose product is annotated as solute carrier family 29 (nucleoside transporters), member 1. Gene Ontology annotation, molecular function: nucleoside transmembrane transporter activity. The record is from RefSeq and is a predicted model, not a curated record. Lineage: Eukaryota; Metazoa; Chordata; Mammalia; Carnivora; Odobenidae. Bases 157 to 1527 code for a protein of 456 amino acids. The transcript has 13 exons. Gene Ontology annotation, biological process: nucleoside transmembrane transport; uridine transmembrane transport. Gene Ontology annotation, cellular component: plasma membrane.